AUGGGCAGUCGCGCGGUCGCCCUUCUCUCCACCUUUGGUCUCCUACUGAGUCCCCUUGCUCCGGUGCUAGCCACCCCAGUGGGCAGCGAACCUCGCGCCCUGGGCCAGACAUUCCUAAGCACCGACUCAGAGUCUACCUCAUCCUCCCAAUCCCUCGAACAUACAUCCCACCGCGAUCACGAACAUGAUACCAUCUACGCCGACGACUCCGUCGCCGCAACAGCCGCCCCCUCAUGGUUCACCUCCACCCUGCUAGCCCGCCGGCUCCUCGCCCUCUCCACCACCGGCGUCAUCUCAACCAUCUUCCCCUCCCCCGCCCCGGGCAAAUCACACACGCCCGCCUCCCUCGCCGGCCAAUCUGUCAGCCUCCGCGAAUACAUCUCCGACUGCGACGAGCACCUCCCCUCGCACACCUCCCACGGCGGCAACGGCGACCCCACCCUCCUCGGCCUGCACGUCUCCACCACCUUCCGCAACAUCGCCGCCGGCUCGAACCUCAGCCUCUCCAUCGACUGGUGGGACCACCUGGCCGACACGAAUCCCGUCUUCCCUGGUUUCCCGCCCAGCGAGGCCGGGUUACCCCGCGCUACGCUGUUCGGGUACCUCGAGGAAUUCCCGGUCCCUGUGCCUGACGACACGAGCGUCGCGUUGACGGAUUGUUAUACGAAAACCCACCCCGACGCGCGCGUCUGGUUGCCUGGACGGCCCGGGUCGCCGCAUUCAAGCUUCUGGGCUAGGAUGGUGGUUACGGAGGUUUAUUGGAUUGGGGGCUUUGGAGGACUGCAGCAGAUCGGGUGGAUUAAUGGGACCGAGUGGAAGGGGAUUCGGAGGAGGGGGAGCUUGGCGGGCGUUGGUGAUGGGAGGGGAUGGGAGGAUGUGAGGUUGCCUGGGGAGGAAGCCCAUUAG
Molecule: messenger RNA, 906 nt
Organism: Aspergillus melleus
Lineage: Eukaryota; Fungi; Ascomycota; Eurotiomycetes; Eurotiales; Aspergillaceae
Exons: 1
Coding region: 1-906 (301 amino acids)
Source: RefSeq, a predicted model, not a curated record